GGAAUACUAAAAAAAGAAAAGAUUUUUUUUUAGAAAAAAAAAAAACCGAAAAGAAAAAAUAACUAGAGUGAAGUGACAUCGGAACUUGAGCGUCUCCGCAGUUGCCACCACCACAGCCACCGCCUCCCAUCACCGAAUUUCAAUUUCUGUGCAGCAGCAAAAUGAGCACGAAUGAUCCUCAAUCCAUGGAAAAAGCGUAUGAUCAUAGAUUCCAGCGAACUGAUCAGUGGAUGCCGGUUUACUCAUGGCUGGAAUCGCUCGACACAGAUGAGUUGAUUAAGUCCAAAGACGUCGUCGAUUGGCUCACGGCGAACCCUGAAAUCAGAGAUGACUUGUACGCUAGGCAUUCGCGCUACCAUUUGAUGCACUACAUUAAGAAAUGCCAUGUCAAAAUCCUGAAGCGCAAGGAAAAACAGGGACUUAUUAUUGCUAAACUACCUCCUUCAAACGUUGAUCAGAAUUCUGAAUUCAAAGCUCCUUCUUCACCGCAUUUUACAGGAAAUAACUUAAGCAAUAUUCCUAAAGACAGCGAGCUGUAUAAAGCGAAACGCAGUGAGGCUCUCCGCAAGUAUGAGAUUUUAAUUGAGCUGGAGAAACAACUGAUACCACUCUUUGGUAAACAUGAAAACCAGUAAGCAUCUCACAACUUAUCUUGCUAAUGAUGAACACUCAUCUGUCUACCUGCUGCAGAACCUAUGCUGGUUUGCUGUUUGGUGUUAAUUUGUAGUUUAGAUUUUCAACAACUCUGAUGUAGUUAGUGUAUGAUCACACAUUCGCUCUGUGUAUAGGCUUGUAUCUGUAAGCAGUGGCUGUUGCUAUCAAGAAUCAAGCCAUAGUUAAGGCCUUGACAUUUUAUCUUUUUUCCUUUUUUAGUGAUGUUUAUUGUAGUAGUCAUUUAUAAGGUGUGGUGUCGGCUCUUCAUUAAGGCAUUGAUUGUUUAUUAUUGCUUUACUGAAAGAUUUGAAUGGAUUUUAUCA
Messenger RNA from Salvia miltiorrhiza (redroot sage), 977 nucleotides. RefSeq lists its product as uncharacterized. The coding region runs from base 162 to 635 and encodes 157 amino acids. NCBI's taxonomy places the organism in Eukaryota, Viridiplantae, Streptophyta, Magnoliopsida, Lamiales, Lamiaceae. The transcript has 5 exons. The record is from RefSeq and is a predicted model, not a curated record.